UCGAUUUUAUCGUCGUAUACAUGAUCAUAUUUUUUAUCUUUAUUUUUAUGAUAAUUAUAUACGACAAAAUUAUUAUCGAAAUAAUGAUUCAACAGCAAAUAUUUUCGAUAAAAAUAACUAUUUAUCCGAUGAAUUAUAUAUUGAUUAUGAUCAAAUUGAUUAUAAUAGCGAUCGACCAAUACCAAGAUCAUUUUGGAAUAUAAUAUUACCAGGUUUAAUGUCAACAAUACAGACAAUUGGUGCCGGUCUUUAUGUAAUCCAACCAGAUUAUUUUCAAAAAUUUGCAUUUAUCGGUACGUUUGCCAGAUUUAAUCCACCCGAAGGACGAGAAUAUUUUCUUACAGCAUGGGCUAUUGCAGCAUUUUCCGUUAUUAUUAUGAUGUUCUAUUGUAUAACAACAAAAGUAAAAAAUUAUCAAUUUUUACGUAUACUUUAUUUAAAUCAAAAUGAUUAUCAUCAUCAUUGUUUAACAAAUAAUGAAUUUAAACAAUUUGAACAAUCACGUGAUCGUAUAUUAUCGGCUGUACGUAGUUUUAUUGUUAUUGUUGUAUUAGUAUUUCCAUUCGGUUUUAUACCUACAAUUAUACAACUUGAAGCAUAUAAAAUUUCAAUGUUUUGGACAAUAUUCUGGUUUAUAAUUAUCAAUACAAAUAUUUGGUAUCUUUUUAUGACGCAAUAUUAUUUUCCAAUAUUUAUUGUAAUGUUACAAUAUUAUUUUCGUAUACGACAACGUAAUCUAUAUAAACGUUUAAUACGUUUAAAUAAUCGUUUAUUGAAUCAAGAAAAUCUAUCAUCAAAUAGAUAUAUAUGGAUAAGGCAAAUAAAUAAUGAAUUCUUACGUAUUAAUCGUUUAUAUGGUUUACUUCGACAAGAAAUCUAUUCAAAUAGUAAUCAAUUACGACGAUUUGUAACAACAAUAUUCAUUGAUUUAAGUAUGCAAUCAACAUAUCUUAUAUCCAUAGUAUUAUUUACUAAAAUUGGACCAGCUAUUACAGUGGUUAUAAUGCAAAUUACAACCGGUAUAACAACAAUGUUGAUUAUAUUUUUAUAUAGUUGUUCAAUGAUUGAAUAUGAAGAUCGAAAAUUUUUUAUUCAAAAACAAAAAUGUCUUAAUCUUGGUAAUAUUAAUCGAAAUAUUUUUACAACUAAAAAUUCUAUAAAGCUUGGUACACCGUUCGAACGAUCAUUUGGUUUUACAUUGAUACAUGAUAUUGUUAUUAGUUCAAGUUUAUCUGUUAAUGUUUUCAUUAAUAUUAGUACAUUUUUCUUUUUGAUUGCUCCACAAAUUCGUUAA
Dermatophagoides pteronyssinus (European house dust mite) is the source of this 1294-nucleotide messenger RNA. RefSeq lists its product as uncharacterized. The record is from RefSeq and is a predicted model, not a curated record. Lineage: Eukaryota; Metazoa; Arthropoda; Arachnida; Sarcoptiformes; Pyroglyphidae.